AUGGCGGCCCAAGAAACGAACAGCAAUGGCAAUGGCCAGCAACCAGAUAACCGCGUUGUCUUCUUCUUUGACAUUGACAACUGCCUCUACCCAAAGAGCGCCAAAGUCCACGACCUAAUGGCCGACCUAAUCGACCAAUACUUCGCCAAGCACCUGAACCUCCCCUGGGACGAAGCCGUGCGUUUGCACAAGGAAUACUACCAAAACUACGGCCUGGCCAUCGAGGGGCUUGUUCGGCACCACGAGAUCGACCCGCUCGAGUACAACGCCAAGGUGGACGACGCGCUGCCGCUGGACAACAUCAUCAAGCCCAGCGCCUCCCUCAAGAAGCUGCUGCAGGACAUCGACAGGUCCAAGGUCAAGCUGUGGCUGUUUACGAACGCGUACAUCAACCACGCCCGCCGGGUGGUGAAGCUGCUGGAGAUUGAGGAUUUCUUUGAGGGCAUCACGUUCUGCGAUUACGCCCAGACGCCGCUGGUUUGUAAGCCCAGCGAGGAGAUGUUUAGGAAGGCGAUGGGGCAGGCGGGGGUGCCGGAGGGGAGGUGGGGAGAUUGUUAUUUUGUUGAUGAUUCCUACCUGAAUUGCAAGAAGGCGCAGGAGCUGGGGUGGAAGACGGCGCACUUGGUGGAAGAGGGCGUGACGCCACCAAAGACGCCGGCGUCCAAGUACCAGAUUGCUACGCUGGAGGAGCUGAGGACGAUAUUCCCAGAGGUCUUCAAGAAGGAUCAGGAAUGA
Molecule: messenger RNA, 735 nt
Organism: Sordaria macrospora k-hell
Lineage: Eukaryota; Fungi; Ascomycota; Sordariomycetes; Sordariales; Sordariaceae
Biological process (GO): nucleotide catabolic process; pyrimidine nucleobase metabolic process
Molecular function (GO): nucleotidase activity
Source: RefSeq, a predicted model, not a curated record